Molecule: messenger RNA, 1863 nt
Organism: Acromyrmex echinatior (Panamanian leafcutter ant)
Lineage: Eukaryota; Metazoa; Arthropoda; Insecta; Hymenoptera; Formicidae
Gene: O-fut2
Product: O-fucosyltransferase 2
Biological process (GO): protein O-linked glycosylation via fucose
Molecular function (GO): peptide-O-fucosyltransferase activity
Source: RefSeq, a predicted model, not a curated record
CAAAUUUUUUAAAUCUGUUAAUUGGUUAUAGGAUAGAGAGAUCUGAGAACCUCUGUCCUCUACACAUUUGUCAUACAAUAAAAACGUAAAAAUGAAAUAAUACAAAUAAUGAAUUAACAAAUGAAAUUGAAUGAAGCACCCUAAUGAUAUAAGAAAGAGUCAGGGCCAGAGAUCGAACAAGAGAAUUUCAAUUUUAUUAUGUAUUAUCAGAGAGAAGCUUAUUCUCUCUCUCUAUUUAGUACAAGCUUUGCGAUAUUCAAUACAACAUAAAGGUUGGAAAUUCAUUACUGGGGCACAGUGAAAGAAAUAGAGACUGAAAUUGGAAAUCUACCAGCCAGAAGAAGAAGAAGAAGAAGAAAGAGGAAUGUGAGAUUUGCGAGUGAAAGAUGUCUGCCUUGAAAGUUCUAUGUAUUAUUAUUUUGAUUGUAUUCGUCGUGAGUGGCAGCGAAUUCGGAUUUUGUAAGGCGCCUGACGAAUGCAUUGUGGAUUCAAGAUGCAUCGCUGAGAAUCGCUUCACAAAAAAACGUUAUAUCCUUUAUGAUGUGAAUCCUGCAGAAGGCUUCAAUUUGAGAAGAGAUGUGUACAUUCGUAUUGCCGUUUUCUUAAGAAAAUUAAUUGAGAGGGACAAGGAAUUCCAGUGGCAACUAGUUUUGCCACCAUGGAGUAAUCUAUACCACUGGCGAAGCAGGAAUAUAGGAUCCCAAGAGCGUUUACUUUGGGGUACCUUUUUUGACAUUACGAGUUUGCAACUGUAUAUACCUGUCAUUGAGAUGUACGAAUUUGUGGAAGAGUACUCAUGUGGGAACAGAGAGGUGCAACUUGAUCGUCUGUACAUUCUACAAAAUGAUGAGGAAAUGUUCAAGACAGGUAAAUUCGAGGAUAAAAACGAGCUGAUAGAUUGCGAUCAUAAUUCUUUGCGAUAUCAUAAAUUAAAACAACAUAUGUACACUGGUCCAUUCUGGGGCUAUUCAGUGAAAUGUCUUAAAUUCCAUGGCAUGGCACAAGACCUUUCCCAGAAUCUCAUACCAACGCGAUACAGAUCCGUAAUGUUUGAUCGCAUGGAGAUUGCUUUACAUGACGAAUAUGGAUCUAAAGAAUAUUGGAGAGCUAGACGCAGCAUGCGUUAUAAUUCUGAAUUGUACGAUAUCGCGGAAGAUUAUAGGAAAACUUUCCUGAAUUCUACGAAUAAGAAUGAUAAUACGGAGCGACCAGCGGAUUGGACUAAGGAGAAGAAUCGGCGAAACGCAAGAGGUGGGCCAUAUUUGGCGGUUCAUCUUAGAAGACGUGAUUUUAUCGUAGCUCACAAGGCGUCGGUACCGACAAUAAUGAAUACUGCCUUACAAUUACAAAAAAGAAUGGCUAAGCUUGGGCUAACCCUAUUGUUUAUUGCGACAGAUGCAGAGCAAUAUGAAUUUGAAGAACUUAAGUUGUAUUUACCUCAGUAUAAAGUCAUGAAAUAUGUGCCAUCUGAUUACGUGAUAAAUAAAUUUAAAGAUGGUGGAGUCGCCAUCAUUGAUCAAAUAAUCUGUUCAUAUGCCAGAUAUUUUAUAGGAACAUAUGAAUCUACGUUUACGUUCAGAAUACAAGAAGACAGGGAGAUUAUCGGGUUUCCAUCAGAUACUACAUUUAAUAAAUUAUGUAAGACUAAUGAGGAUUGUACAAUAGAUGGAUUCUGGUCGAUUGUCUGGGAAUGCUAUCAAUGCUAUUGUGUCAUCUAAGAUGUCCUUAGGGUGAAAUUACACGGUACGGAAUAGAACUGCGGAAUAGAGAAUGCACUUCUAAUGUGUGAUAAAGAAAGAACAAAAACUUUUUAGUUACAUGUAAUUAAAAAAAAAUCUAUAGGCAUAAAAUUAGCACGAAGAA